AUGUAUUUUUUGAUACUGCUGUGUUUAUUAGUUUUUUCUUCAUCAAUUCAAUGGUGUUGGAGCAACGACGUUGUGACUU
Molecule: messenger RNA, 79 nt
Organism: Entamoeba invadens IP1
Lineage: Eukaryota; Evosea; Mastigamoebida; Endamoebidae
Exons: 1
Source: RefSeq, a predicted model, not a curated record